AAGUGUCUCCAACCGGCUGAGCCGGACUCAGUAUCUUACACCCAGGCCGCAGAGCUCUUCCUCGCAGUGUUGAGUUCCCACAGAGGGAGUAGUUUUACCGGGGAGAUAAAACCUUUAUCCCUCAUCCUCUUCCAAUCGCCAUCUCUUAUCGUCCUCCCCUGCGCAGCUGAGUCGACACCGGUGGCAUCGGACGCGCUGGAUGGCUGCUGCACUUAGCGAACCGGUGUGAAUCCUUUUUUUUUCCCUUUAUCUUCACCUUCCCCUGCCACCGAGCCUGAAAACACAAACACCAACUGCAGCAACGAUGACAGACCCGGCGACCCAAGAGUCCUACCCUGUCCCAGACCCGACUAUUGUGGAUCCCUGCCCGGCCGCGGUGCGGAACGGCCAGUGCGCCCCGGAUGGCUUCGCCAACAACCAUCACCAGCAAGCCAAACCCCCCGGCCAGCCCGAGCCGUUCACCACGGGCCAGGAGAUGAAAAUCACAGACAGCGUGGAGGGAGAAGGUCUCCUCGAGAGCAGCAUGCGGCUGAAGCCCCAUGAGGCCCAGAGCUACAGGAAGAAGGCACUCUGGGUCUCCUGGACCUCCAUUGUGGUCACACUCAUACUGGCCGUGGCAGCUUUCACUGUAUCAUUCAUGAGACACAGCGCAUCAGCCUUUGGAUUUGCCUUCGAUGCCACGCUGGAUGUCAUGUCAUCAGUCAUUGUCCUCUGGCGCUACAGCAAUGCAGCAGCAGUGCACUCUGCACACAGAGAGUAUAUAGCAUGUGUAGUCCUUGGGAUUGUGUUUGUUCUCUCCUCCAUGUGCAUCCUUGGAAAGGCCAUCCAUGAUCUGGCUACCAGGAUGCCACCAGAAGUGGAUGACUUCCUCUUCAGUGUGGCCAUAGUGAGUGGACUCACAUGUACUGUGCUGGCUGUGGCAAAGUUCAUGUUGGGAAGAGUGCUGACUAGUCGGGCACUCAUCACUGAUGGGUUUAACUCUAUGGUUGGAGCUAUCAUGGGAUUUUCCAUUCUGAUCAGUGCCGAAGUCUUCAAGCACCAUGCUGAUGUCUGGUUUCUGGAUGGCACCAUUGGAGUUCUUAUUGGACUCAUCAUUUUGGCAUAUGGGGUCAAACUCCUGAAGGACAUGGUGCCCCGUGUGAGACAGACGAGGAACUACGAACGCUUUGAGUGAGAGACAUGUGUGUUGACCAGACGAACAGGUUCACACACACACAAAUGCACACACACGCCCACAUACCUGGCUGCCUCCUGCCCUUCGCCGUCUUCUUUCUGUCUUUCAUAUACACUUACAUGCACACUUCACAUGCACAUAUAUACGGAUGUUACACACUCAUGUUCUAAUACAUGCAUAUAUAUACAUAUGCUGUAUAUACUGUACAUAGUACAUUCAUACAUGCAGACAUAACAUGCACACAC
Molecule: messenger RNA, 1419 nt
Organism: Xiphias gladius (swordfish)
Lineage: Eukaryota; Metazoa; Chordata; Actinopteri; Istiophoriformes; Xiphiidae
Product: transmembrane protein 163-like
Exons: 8
Coding region: 305-1174 (289 amino acids)
Cellular component (GO): synaptic vesicle membrane
Molecular function (GO): zinc ion binding
Source: RefSeq, a predicted model, not a curated record